AUGUCUUCUCUGUCGCCCAUAGAGAGCACGACGUCAAGCGCUACACUCAGCAGCAGCAGCUCAACGUAUACCUCUUCGUCUGGGUCCUCAUCCUCGGCCCCUUCAUUCAGCAGUGCCAGUUCGAGCCAUAGCAUCACGAGCAGUAACUCAAUGAGUACAUCGAGCGAAUCGACUUCCUCAGCUUCUAGUAGUUCCAGCAACCGCGAGACUUCAAGUCAGGCGACCACACCGGCUUCUACCACUUCCACUCUGGAAUCUUCCAUCUCGUCUAGCUCCCUUAGCGACACCUCGGUCCAGUCACCGGCCACCACCAUAUCGCCUACUACCGGUGGAAGCGGGAGCUCUACCACUACUCCUUCGUCAGUCUUUGAACAGACCUUGUCGAGCAGCCAGACUAUCUCAUCGCCCUUCGCGUCUGCCGAUGCCUCAUCGUUUGCCCCUGAACAAACCCCGUCAGUCGAACCAAGUAUCUCUUCAUCAUCAACCCCGGCCGGUGCUCUUCCUAGAUCCUCCACGACUGAUGUUGCUUCCACCUCCCUCGGGCAGCCCUCGUCGAGUGACCCUGUUCUUUCAUCCUCUGCUCAGGCCACCACCAGCACCCGUCCUCCAGGGGCGACAAGUGUUGCUGUUCUCAGCCUUAACCCUGUGCCUUUCGAGACGGUGUAUGAUAUCCAGCCUUUUGAGGCCGUUAUCGUUGCACUUCCUAAUGCCAACGGCAACUCCGAGCAGUUCGUUAUCGAGUCUCGGGGCUGCCGAGGUGUUCCCGCUGGAGAUUCUCCGUUCGAGGAAACUGUUAACCCGCCCAACGCUGCGUCUUUGCCUCUUUGCGCGGUCGCUUGCGUUUCCCGGCAAAUCCCGCUCGCCGGUGUCAUCAGGGGUGUCUGCUUCUGCGGCUCGACAAUGAAGAACCUCCCACUCAUUCCUCCCGAACAGUGUGCAGCAGCAACUGCUGCUGCUGCCGCUGGUUCCAGCAAACGUCGCCGUCACUUCUUCAGACGGCAAGCCGGCACGUUCGAUCCCGCCACCAUCAUUGCCAUUACCCCGGCCAGCCAGGUUGAUCUCGUUGCUGCUACCACAACCUUGACCCCGUCCAGCCUGUCUUCGCUCCCGACCAAUACCGACACAAACCUUGUCUUCAAAAACUCUACCAGCGCCCGAACGACCGUUGGCAGUACCUCCACAACAGUUGCUAGUAAUUCUUCGGGAACCUCGUCUACUUCGAGGGUUUCAUCUACUUUGGGGACCUCAUCUGCUUUGGGGACCUCAUCUACUUCAAGAACUUCAUCCACUUCGGGAACUUCGUCCGUGUCCACCUCUAGAACCUCCUCCGAUACGACAUCUAGCGGUAGCUCGGUCACACCGUCUUCCACUUCCCUCCCCUCUACACUAGCCACCGAUAGCGUGAGCACCGCCUCCAGUUCUACCCCCAACACCUCUCCCGCCGUCAGCCUGGGAUCCAGUCUUACCUCUGGCGGUACCACUUCUUUUCCCACCACCGUUUCUGUCCCUGGUCUUUCGGCCAGUGCUUCGACAACUGUCAACUCGAUCAGCCCCGCACCACCCGGCACUUCUAGCGUUGUCCCCAACCCUCCGAGAGUUGGCGGUUUUGCGCUUUUGGGCUGCUUUAGCUCGACCACAAACUUCCCCACGUUCCAGUUGGUCUUGUCCGACCCUGCCUUGACCAUCGAGAAGUGUACCGCCGCUUGCCCUGCUGGCAAGAGAUAUUCUGCCAUGUUUGGUACCGACUGCUACUGUGGCGACAUCGUCAACAACUCCCAGACCGCCCUCGUGUCCGAGAAUCAGUGCAACCUUGCCUGCUCGGGUAACCCGGCGCAGCGCUGUGGUGGUCGUGCUGUUUCCGUCCGUUUGGCUCGCCGCCAGGCCAACCUUCCCGCCAAUGCCCGCCUCACUGUCUACGUCCGUCUUGACUUCACUCCAACGACUAUUGCUGUCCCGACCAGCGGCGUAGGGGCUCUCACCCUGCCUCCUGGUCUUUAUACGGUUGGUGCUGCCACUCCUAGCGGCCAGGUCUGCCGUGUCGUCACCCGAUCCUGGGUUAUCGGCCAAACAUCAUUGCUCCCGGCAUUACCUAUGCCUGCUGCCUGA
This is a messenger RNA of Colletotrichum spaethianum, 2106 nucleotides long. RefSeq lists its product as uncharacterized. Gene Ontology annotation, cellular component: plasma membrane. Lineage: Eukaryota; Fungi; Ascomycota; Sordariomycetes; Glomerellales; Glomerellaceae. Bases 1 to 2106 code for a protein of 701 amino acids. The transcript has a single exon. The record is from RefSeq and is a predicted model, not a curated record.